AUGUAUGAUUCAUUCGACAACACAUACCAAGCCACUAUUGGCAUUGAUUUCCUGUCGAAGACAAUGUAUUUGGAGGACCGUACAGUUCGACUGCAGCUCUGGGAUACUGCUGGCCAAGAACGAUUCCGAUCUCUCAUCCCUUCUUACAUCCGUGACUCCAGUGUAGCCGUUGUUGUUUACGACAUCUCGAAUGCCAAGUCUUUUCAAAAUACGCGGAAAUGGGUUGAUGAUGUGCGAGGGGAACGGGGGAACGACGUCAUCAUUGUCUUGGUCGGGAACAAGACAGAUUUGAAUGACAAGCGGGAAGUGACGACGGCGCAAGGCGAAGAAGAGGCCAAGAAGAAUGGCUUGAUGUUUAUCGAGACUAGCGCAAAAGUGGGCUAUAACGUCAAGCAGCUGUUUCGAAGAAUAGCCCAGGCAUUGCCAGGGAUGGAGGGUGAGGCAGGGAGAGGAGACAACCAGAGUACGUGUUACCCACGUCCCUUGUUUCCAUGGGAAUCCUAUGGCAUCAGACCGUCGAGCUCACCUUGUGUCGUGCAGUGA
Coccidioides posadasii C735 delta SOWgp is the source of this 543-nucleotide messenger RNA. NCBI's taxonomy places the organism in Eukaryota, Fungi, Ascomycota, Eurotiomycetes, Onygenales, Onygenaceae. The record is from RefSeq and is a predicted model, not a curated record.